Cicer arietinum (chickpea) is the source of this 2387-nucleotide messenger RNA. RefSeq names its product ATP-dependent 6-phosphofructokinase 5, chloroplastic. The record is from RefSeq and is a predicted model, not a curated record. Gene Ontology annotation, biological process: glycolytic process; fructose 6-phosphate metabolic process. Gene Ontology annotation, molecular function: ATP binding; 6-phosphofructokinase activity. Lineage: Eukaryota; Viridiplantae; Streptophyta; Magnoliopsida; Fabales; Fabaceae.
AAUAAAAACAUAAAACUGGAGCAAAAAAUUAAUAUUAUUUGGGUCUAAACAAAACAAUAGCAACAACAAAUUCCAAGUCUCCUUCUAUCGGGGAGAAGUUAUAAGAAAAUUGAGCAGUAGAAAACAAGAAGAGAAGCCGGCUCCAUAGAAAAAGUGCAUACGAAUUUUCCCUAAUAUUUAUAAACAUCGUUUUGUCUCUGCUUUUAAUUUCAGUCUAAAGUAAAAGUCAUAUUCAUAAAUUAACGUCACCGCAUGUCACAACAACAACUACCUAACGAACCAGAAACUUGAAAAAAACCUUCACACCUCGUUCUCUCCGAGAUCACCACAAUUCUCAUUUUUCAUGUAUACUCUCUCGCACGUGAUCACCACCCCCCUUCAUCAUCAUCAUCAUGAUUCCACACUCCGUUACUCCAACCCUCGUCUCUUCCAUUCAUUCAGAGUCGCUAAUAAGUUUCGCGUCUUUUCCGACCUUAAGAAGAGUCCUAGCAACAACGCAAUUGAUUUCACUGAUACUGAUUGGAAAAUUAAGUUCAAAGAGGAUUUUGAGGAACGUUUUAGACUCCCUCAUGUUACUGAUACUUUUCCUGAUUCUGCUUCUAUACCUUCUACUUUUUGUCUCAAAAUGAGAACUCCUAUGACUAAGGACUUUCCUGGAAAUUAUAAUUCUGAUGAAUGGAAUGGAUAUAUUAAUGAUAAUGACAGAGUGCUUCUUAAGACAAUUAACCAUUCAUCACCUACCUCUGCUGGUGCUGAGUGCAUUGAUCCUGGUUGUAAUUGGGUGGAACAAUGGGUUCAUCGAGCAGGACCUCGGAAAGAGAUAUACUUCAAGCCAGAAGAAGUAAAGGCAGCCAUUGUUACUUGUGGAGGACUGUGUCCUGGUCUUAAUGAUGUCAUUCGACAGAUUGUAAUCACACUUGAAAUAUAUGGUGUAACAAAGAUUGUUGGUAUUCCUUUUGGCUAUCGCGGCUUGUCUGACAAAGAAUUGACAGAAGUACCGCUGUCAAGGAAAGUAGUUCAAAACAUUCAUCUUUCAGGUGGUAGCCUAUUAGGAGUUUCGCGUGGAGGACCUGGAGUUAGUGAGAUUGUGGACAGUUUGCAGAAAAGAGGGAUCAACAUGCUCUUUGUGUUGGGUGGAAAUGGUACACAUGCUGGUGCAAAUGCAAUUCACAAUGAGUGCUGUAAAAGACGGCUUAAAGUAUCUGUAAUUGGAGUGCCUAAAACUAUAGACAAUGAUAUUCUGUUGAUGGACAAAACUUUCGGAUUUGACACGGCUGUUGAAGAAGCACAAAGAGCAAUAAACUCUGCAUAUAUUGAGGCACAUAGCGCGUAUCAUGGAAUCGGGAUUGUGAAAUUAAUGGGUCGUAGCAGUGGAUUCAUAGCAAUGCAAUCUUCCUUAGCCAGUGGACAGAUUGACAUAUGUCUAAUUCCUGAGGUUCCUUUCAAUUUACAUGGAUCUCAUGGAGUUUUGAGUCAUCUCAAGUACCUUAUAGAAACAAAGGGGUCAGCUGUAGUUUGUGUAGCAGAGGGAGCUGGACAGAAUUUACUUCAAAAAACUAAUGCUACUGAUGCUUCAGGGAAUAUUAUAUUUGGAGAUAUUGGCGUUUAUAUCCAACAAGAGACGAAAAAAUAUUUCAAGGAGAUUGGUAUUCAUGCUGACGUGAAAUAUAUUGAUCCAACAUACAUGAUCCGGGCGGGUCGAGCAAAUGCUUCAGAUGGAAUUUUAUGCACCGUACUUGGACAAAAUGCGGUUCAUGGUGCAUUUGCUGGAUUUAGUGGUAUUACAGUAGGCACAUGCAACACACAUUAUGCUUACUUUCCAAUUACCGAAGUAAUAGCGCAUCCUAAGUUGGUGGAUCCCAACAGUCGAAUGUGGCAUCGAUGCUUAACUUCAACUGGCCAACCCGACUUCAUUUGAUAAUUUUCUCUUUCUGAUUAAUACAUUCAAGAGGCUUGGAAAUUCAGGCUUCCAUAGAUUAAAUCAUAGGAAGAUAGCUUCAAAAAGUAUUUUUGGUUAAUCUAGCAAUCAUCAUUAGUGGAAUAAUACAGAGGAUGACAUUUCUUCCUCAUUCAAAAAAUUGGUUACUUGUAUAGCAAGGCAAGUUCACAGUCCUGCAAUUGCAUUUCAAAAUAAAACUUGAGGAAAUAAGCAAGCAUUUUAUGCUUGAUUUUGAUCUAUUGUGACAUUUUUUGUAACCUACAAUAAGGGCUUAAUUUGGUGAGAAUACAUAGCAGAUUUAAUUGUUGCUUUUUGUUUGUACUCAUGCCUAAGUUAUUGGAUUGCCCUGUUCAUAUUUGUACAACUGUACUCCUCAUGCAUUGAGUAUUCAAAGAAUACUCCAAAGUUGAGGUCUAUUGAAUAACCAAGUUAAACAUUUUAGUGCCAA